Messenger RNA from Limulus polyphemus (Atlantic horseshoe crab), 635 nucleotides. Its product is annotated as ATPase inhibitor A, mitochondrial-like. Gene Ontology annotation, biological process: negative regulation of ATP-dependent activity. Gene Ontology annotation, cellular component: mitochondrion. The record is from RefSeq and is a predicted model, not a curated record. Gene Ontology annotation, molecular function: ATPase inhibitor activity. The transcript is spliced from 5 exons. NCBI's taxonomy places the organism in Eukaryota, Metazoa, Arthropoda, Merostomata, Xiphosura, Limulidae. The coding region runs from base 70 to 405 and encodes 111 amino acids.
AUAGUUUUUGAACUUAUCGAUAGCACGUGGCCUUGACUAAACUGCAAUCGAACAAUACAAAACUAAGUGAUGGCGUUGAAAUUGAAUUUGAACUUUAAUUUCACCCGCACACUUUCUGUUUUGAGGCACAUGGGUAGUAGCAGCAGUGGGGAAUGGGGAACUGGUGCUGGAAAGGGAGGUGGAACUGGUGGAGCAGUCAGGGAAGCUGGAGGAAGUUUUGGAAGAAUGGAGGCAGCUCGUGAAGAGCAGUACUUCAGAAAACUACAACAGAAGCAGAUUAAUGAGCUGAAGAUUCAUUUAGAUGAGGAAAUAGAACAUCACAAGAAAGUUAUCAGACAGCACCAGAAAGAAAUAGAACGACACAAGGAGCGGAUUGAGGAGCUUGAAAAAAAACAUGGAGAUUGAAUACCAGUAUUUAGGUUAACAAGAUAUUUCACAAACUAGGUUUUGGUAAUUCUUGAAUAAAUAAUAAUUCAUGUACAUCAGUAAGAAAAAAAACAACAAACUGUUAACCAGAACAUUUUAGAUAAAAUGUUUGUUAUUCAGUGUUUUCAAAAAGUUUCUCCAUCAGCAAUAAGAAAUUGUUUGUGAAAAUAUAUUUUUGAUACAAUAAAAUGGUCAUAUGACUUUUCAAA